Messenger RNA from Lethenteron reissneri (Far Eastern brook lamprey), 2634 nucleotides. It is a transcript of the gene FOXRED1, whose product is annotated as FAD dependent oxidoreductase domain containing 1. The record is from RefSeq and is a predicted model, not a curated record. Gene Ontology annotation, cellular component: cytoplasm. Lineage: Eukaryota; Metazoa; Chordata; Hyperoartia; Petromyzontiformes; Petromyzontidae. Gene Ontology annotation, biological process: mitochondrial respiratory chain complex I assembly.
AUUCCCAGGCAUUAAAUGUCCUGUACAGUAACACACAUGGCCGUGCACACACGUGUUGUGUUGUACUGUCAGUAAAACACACGUGUUGGUGUAGUGCUGUCAGUGAAACACACGUGUUGGUGUAGUGCUGUCAGGAGUAGUGUACAACUAAAUCACAUCACGGCUGCAACAAACACACAAACAACUACAAGCGGCCAGCAGCAACGAUCACCAACUUCACAAGUUGCAACAACACAACCAGUUGCACCCAAUACGUCAAUAGUUGACAUCGAUACUUUAAUGCGUAACGCGUUGUAACACGCAUAAUUGCGAUAUCAACAUCCACGGCACCGCCAUGAGCUGGGCCAUCGCGAGCGCGGUGCGCGGCACCGCCCGACCCGCCACCCCCUUCGGCCUCCUCCUGCCGCCGGGUAGGGUGGCCCCGAAGCCUGCGGGGCGGCUAGGCAAGCCCGUGUUCUCCUCCCCUCCUCCUCCGCUCGCGGGUCGCGUGUCCCGCCUCAGCUCGUGGCGACGCUUCCCCGCCGGCGUUGGCGAUGCCUUGGACAGCGUCCGCACCAAGGUGGGCGCCCUGCUGCCCGAGGGCGACGUGCCGACCCUGUGCAGCGACGGCAACCUGCCCGAGCUGCCCCCCGAGGAGACAGACGUGGUGGUGGUGGGCGGCGGCGUCAUGGGCUGGUCCACGGCCUACUGGCUGGCGCGCAAGGGCGCCACCGCGCUGCGCAAGCGCCAACGCGUGCUGCUCGUGGAGAAAGACCCCCAGUACAAGCGUGCGUCGUCCGUGCUUGCUGCGGGUGGCAUCCGGCAGCAGUUCAGCCUGCCCGAGAACAUCCACAUGUCCAUGUACGGGGCUUUCUUUCUGCGCAACAUCAAGGACCACCUGACCAUUCCGGGUGAGGACCCCCCCGAGGUGUUCUUCAACCCAUCCGGAUACCUCAUGCUGGCCGGCGAAAAGGAGGCAGCGAACAUGGAGGAGAAACACCGCAAUCUGCUGAGAGAGAACUGCAAGGUGGAUCUUCUCUCACCUACCCAGCUCAAGACAAAGUUCCCCUGGAUCAACACAGAGGGAAUCGCCUUGGCUACAUAUGGGCUGGAGAACGAGGGCUGGUUCGACCCCUGGGCUCUGCUGCAGGCGCUGCGCAGGAAAGCGCUUUCCAUGGGCGUCUACUACUACAACGGCGAGGUCACCGGGUUUAAGUUCUCCAAUUGGAUGGGAAACAGCAGCACUCCGAUCAUUCACAAGGUCUAUGUGAUGGCGCCCCACAGCCGCGUGUACCAGCCCGUGGACUGCUCGAUGGUGGUGAACGCCACGGGCGCUUGGAUGGGCCAGGUGGCGCGCAUGGCCGCCCUGGGCUCGGACGCGCAGGGCCUGGGCGCGUACGGCCGUGUGACCCACACCCUGCCAGACACGCGGCCCGAGUUCGGGCCCCUGCUCCCGCAGCUGCCCAUCGGGCCUAGGAAAAGGUACGUGUUCGUUUUCCACUGCCCCGACGGGCCGGGCUUGGACUGUCCCCUCGUUGUGGACCCAAGCGGGGCCUACUUCAGGAGGGAGGGCAUCACAGGCAACUACAUCGGGGGCAUGUCUCCUCCACCGGACGAGGAGCCGAGCGUGGACAACCUGGACGUGGACUACGACUACUUCCAGGAGAAGGUGUGGCCACUACUGGCACACCGUGUGCCGGCAUUCCAGUCGCUCAAGGUGCACAGCGCGUGGGCCGGAUAUUACGAGCACAACGAGUUUGACUCAAAUGGGGUGAUCGGCUUCCUGCCCGAGGUGCCCAACCUGUUGCACGUGGGCGGCUUCAGCGGGCACGGGCUGCAGCACGCGGCUGCCGCGGGGCGAGCUGCCGCCGAGAUCCUCGCCGACGGGGAGCUCACCACGCUCGAUCUGCGCCGCCUCACGCCCACGCGCAUCCUAGACGGCGAGCCGCUGCUCGAGGACUAUAUCGUGUAACGCUCGCAGAGGGAGUUGGGUGCAGCGGUAAGGCUUGAGUGGGGUCUUUCUCAGGGCUUGGAUAGGAAUCGCCACACGUGAACUCGCACCUUAACCACUUGUAUCAUGGAAAGAUGGAUGGGGGGGCAGCCUUUCCCUUAUGGCCGAAUAGGGCUUCCAGGGAAGCGUGAUGACAAGUACCUUGCCCACUCUUACAUGCCGUUUGAUCAUUGCUUGAGCAUUGACGUGGCCCUGGGUUAAUAUAAAUAGAUUUGGAAUGUUAUUAAAAGUGCAUUCACCCAUGGUAGAUCUUGCCUUUACAUUGUUUUGAUGCCCCGAACUGUACUUAAAUUGCAUUUGAUUUGUGUUGUUCAAAUCCAGGUUACUGUGUUGAUAUCAAUUCAUUUCAUAUACGACUAUGGGAGAUUGAUUCUAGCCUUGCCUUGUUCUCAUGGCCCGUGUCAUUUAUGUUGCCUAGUUACCCUCUGAGAGCUUUGAUUACAACGAUGUGUUUCUUGUGCAAACUCGUUGGUACUUGUCUUCCCUGGCCUUGGACAUUUGCCCUGUAAUUUGGUGUUAUCCUGACAGGUCUGCUGCUAUACACACACCGGGACAAGAUUUUCCUCCAAAAUUCGUAUUUAUUUAAUUGAUUUUACAUUGUGAGAGAGAGUGUUGAAGGAUAAAUAAAUGGAAAAUACAAGGUA